UCUUAUUCAAACGUUAUUUUUGAUACCCUUCUGAGCCUUUGUUUCUCCAUCCCCCUUUGCACACUCACUCGCCUGACCCCUAUCCCUCCGGCGGCGCUUCCGUCAAGUACGUACUUCUCUUGUCGAACCAAAUCCUGGGAAAGCGAUAGACCCGCCGGGAAGGAGGUCGACACCCACGAACACCCCUCAGCAACCCUCUCUCUCCCGGCGCGACAUAGCAGCGAAAUCCUUACAAUUUCAUUGUGGAUUGUCGUUGUUUGCGACGGUCUUGAAGUGGGAGUAGCAAGCGCAAUUUGCAGUAACAUGGAGAGGCCGCAGAAAUCUAGACCUCCCGAAAUUAUUAAGCUGAAUGAUGCAGCGAAAUUGGCAGCACAGUUGAUGAGCAAGAUGACUAAUUCCGAGUGGAAAGAAACUGGAGUUGAUAAUGAAUCAACUGCAAUUGAACCCGAGAUGCGACCUCCUAGACUUGGACUUGGAGCCAAAGUAACACGCCAUUUCAGAAAUGGACCGUCUAAUGACCCACUUGAUAGAAAACUAUAUGCCAAAUUAGAUGCUGGGAAAAAACAAGCUGCUAGAAAGAUGUCGGAGGAGACUCCCGUACUUGACAAUAAGGAUGACGACAGCGAUGAUGAAGAAGAAGAGAGUAGAACUGCCAUCUUCAAUAAGAAGCGAGCAGCAAAGCCAGUAACCAUGCCUCCUUUCCAGGGGAAGAAGAAGCGAAGGUAACUUUUGCAGAUAGGAAUAUUGAUUAUCUAACAGGUCGUCUCUGAAGGUAUUUAAUUAGUCCCUAACAAAGUACCAAAGAAGCGAUGAUAUCUCGUCAAUAUCUUUUUGUAGAAUACAACCUUGAAAUCUUUGUUGAGAUUGACUUUUCCUAGUUAUAGAGGUCGAAUUGUUUUAAUAUCAAAUUAUAAUGUUCCAACUUGAAAGUUAUGUAAAAUUGCUAUCCUACAUUUUUGGUUUAAAAGGUAAUUUAUCCAUAUGGUUGUUAAGCCCUCAUUCUUCAAUA
This is a messenger RNA of Cucumis melo (muskmelon), 1009 nucleotides long. RefSeq lists its product as uncharacterized. The record is from RefSeq and is a predicted model, not a curated record. Bases 304 to 726 code for a protein of 140 amino acids. The transcript has 4 exons. NCBI's taxonomy places the organism in Eukaryota, Viridiplantae, Streptophyta, Magnoliopsida, Cucurbitales, Cucurbitaceae.